Plutella xylostella (diamondback moth) is the source of this 1637-nucleotide messenger RNA. Lineage: Eukaryota; Metazoa; Arthropoda; Insecta; Lepidoptera; Plutellidae. The record is from RefSeq and is a predicted model, not a curated record.
UCCACCCUGACAUACCUAGUUUAUGUUUUUUUGCGAUUUUAUCAAAUUUUUCAAUAGUUUUUAAUUCAAAAACAAUUUUUAGUAUGUUUUAGAGAGCCAAAUCUAAAGCGUAAGCUAUAGUUUUCAGGAAAAUGGUGACAACGGAAUUGCUCAACCGGCGCCCGCUCAGCCCAGCCAAGUCCCCGAGCCGCGGCGGGGCCGACAGUGGGGACGGACCGGCGCCUCGCGAGGGACUCCCUGGAUGGCGUUGCAUCAACCUGGACUGGACUCACGACCCCGCGUCCUGCCUGGAACCAGGCCCCCGGGCCAGCAGCCGGGGCCUCCACGGCAGGGGGUCCACGCAUGGACCUUCAAGCCAGGGCUCCAUGCAGGGGCGGUACUGUGGGAGUCCCCCGCGGAGCCCCGUGUGGGUGGUGCCUGUUGUGGAGAUCAGGAAGCAAACAUCUAGUUCGACACUACACGGCGAUGAAGAGAGCGCUGCCGAUGAGGAGCAAAGAGAAAUGCAGGCUGCAGCGACACAGGUGAACCCUAGAUCCGACAAGUCUAACCAGGAAGGCUCGUCCAAGGCAGAGGUGGCACCACACACACUGAGCGUCAACCCAUCACCAUCAUCAUCACCAGUGAACGUUGCCCUAGCUCAGUAUGUCACGAGCCCACCGUCCGAGCCAGUGUGGGUGGUGCCUAUCUUGUCUACUAAGCCGUUGUCUCGCCCUCUUUCACCGUCAGUGGAAGACCACCAGCCGUGUGACGACGCGUGCGCAGUGAGCGUGCAGGCAGGGCGGCCCAGAGUGCAUAGCUGCGUGGUUCCAAACGAGUGUUGCGCUCGCGCACUGAUGAAUGAGCACGUGCGGCGCGCGCAGCGCCAUCUGCGAGCGCUGAGCAAACUACAGCGGCUGGUCGGCGGCGACGUGGUGAACUAAAUACUUGUGUAGAUGGCCAGUCUCAAUGUCAACAGAAAAAAGUAAAUUCGCUGAUCCAUUUUAAUAAAUUGUUAUGACAGAAUCUAAAUGAGUUAGUUUUACUAAAGCUUCCCGUGGUGUGUCAUUCUGCAAUAAAGCUCUCCAUUAGCCGACAUUCCUACAUACUAGCAGCAGUUGAAUCAAUCACUUUUUUGUGUCAAGAUCUGCUUUGUGGUCAAGAUCAUUAUUGUUUCUAUUUAUUUAUUAAAAGCAAACAGCUUGUUACAGUACCUAAGUAUAGGUGAAGGUGAACGGAUAGGCGAACAAAAGUUAAUAAAACAACAAAUGAGCAUCACAAAACUAUUUAAUCACAUAAUCAGUCGCCGUCACCACCGCAGCAGUCGUCGUCCACUUCCACUCCGCACAUUUUCAGCAGGAACACACACGCCGUGACACACAGGAGACACUUGAGGCACCUCCCACACGCGCCACAACCACAAGUGCACGAGCAGCACAUGGUUAAAAAAUAAAAACUUCAGUCUUUGCCGCUGGCUGAAUGCGAUCCAAUACCUUUGCCUCAAAAAAAUGUAGUGCGCCUCUAUGGCCCAACUUCUUUUGGCGCGAAUGAAUUUUUACUGCUGUAUUUUAUUAGUUUGUUUUUCUUUUGUAUAACUGCUUAUUUGGUUUUGUAAUCUACUUUAGUAACACAGCCAUCAGGUUAAAUAGAUAAAGACCAAA